Molecule: messenger RNA, 729 nt
Organism: Penicillium taxi
Lineage: Eukaryota; Fungi; Ascomycota; Eurotiomycetes; Eurotiales; Aspergillaceae
Exons: 1
Coding region: 1-729 (242 amino acids)
Source: RefSeq, a predicted model, not a curated record
AUGAGUACCACGCCCCAGCCGACGGUUGAACCCCGCUUCCAACAACUAUUCACCGAGCUAGAAACCCGCUUCCAAUCAACGAGCUUAGGUAGCGAUAAAUGGUAUAUUCUGGCUACUUCCACUCUAGCAGCCAGUCCAGACCCAGAGAGAGCAGACCAGCUAUACCUGCACCUACUCAGUCAACCCACUUACUCGACGUCACCAGCCAGACAGGCUCUGAUCCGUCGUCUGCGCGAAGCUCUCAUCAAGGCAGUCCCUAUAGUAGGUGUCUGCAAACCUCUUGAGGCAAUCCUGGCUAUCAGCAAAUUCGAGCGUGACGAGGACAAAGACUACACUUUCACUCGGGAGAAUUGGCAGUGCGACCAGGCCAACCACGAUCGCGGGACUGCUUGGCUGCAGAAGCUAUAUUCACGAAACACCUCUGGCACACUGGAUUUGUUUAGUGCCCAUAAGGACUUUGCGUGGUUGUCGACUGAGAUCACGUAUGGUCUGUAUCUUUCUGAUCGCCAGGUUUUGGAUGAUGUUGAUACUCAGCUUGUCGUUCUUCCUGGGAUCAUGAGUCAGAAUUUGCCGAAUGAGACUCAUUGGCAUAUUCGUGGAACAAGACGGUUGGGGAUUCCUAAAGAGGAGGUGCAGGUUAUUUGGGAUUGUGUGCAGCUUGUAGCUCGGUUCUUUGAUGUCAAGUUGAAUAAGGUGCCUACUGUUGAAUCAGUGGAAUAUGACAUUUAA